CAACCACCUGUUAAUGCCGAGCACAAGCGCAGCACCGUGUAACACAAUAACAAUAACAACAACAAAGAGGACUAUGCUACAUGAUGACGUAGGCGGUGCGCAGUCACGUGCAGCCGCGGCUACUUACGGUGAUGCGGUCGAAACGUGACCGACUGUGAGUUCACAGAGCGGCACGGAGGCGCCUCGUCGGUUGUUGGUCAGAUCCUUCCAUGUGAAAUGUGCAUCGGUUUAACACGCCGGCGGACUAGAUUCAAAAAUCCCGCCCUGCCCGCCGACUCCUCCGAGUUGCGAUCCACACAACGCUCCCCCGGCCCGGCGCGGACGGCAGUGCGAGCCGUAGAGCCCCGACACGACGGCGCUGGAAGCCGAACAGCACCGCAACAACAGGUGAAACAACUUCGGUGGGCUCCCGGUCGAAGCGGAACGCGGCGUCCCGGAGCGGAGCGUUUGGUUUCCCUGAAGAUGCGGGUCUUGGAGGACCAGUAGCGGACCAGCGCUGCUCACCGUGGCCGGGAUGAGUGGGAGCUCCGCGGCGCCCGGCGCGGCGCCCUGCCGCUUCGCGCACUACUUUGCUAUCUGCGGGAUAGACACCGACACCGGACUGGAACCGGACGAGUUAGCAGCUUUGUACCAGUGGCUAGAAGCAGACCGCCAGGGCCAGGAUCCAGGUGAUGCAGCCUCAGGUGAGAACCUUGAGCAGAGCCCCCUGAAGAGGACGUUCAAGUCCAAAGUUCUGGCACACUAUCCGGAGAAUGUGGAGUGGAACCCCUUCGACCAGGAUGCUGUCAACAUGCUGUGCAUGCCUAAAGGUCUGUCGUUCAGGACUCAGGCGGACCAGCGCGACCCGCAGUUCCACUCCUUCAUCAUCACGAAGGAGGACGGCUCUCGGACCUACGGCUUCGUCCACACCUUCUACGAGGAAGUGACCAGCCCGCAGAUCUGCUCCGCCAUGCAGACCCUCCACCUGAUGCACAACGCACAGAGCGCCACGGCCAACAAUCCUUCCUCUGCUUCCUCGUCAUCCUCCUCCAGCAUGGACUCCUUGGCCAGCAGUUUGGACGAGGCCGAACCUCCCACCUCCUCGUCCCAACGGGCGGGCAGCUACGACUCAUCACGGGACACCCUCUACGUGUCCAAGGCCAUGUGCCUGAUUACACCCAUGCCCUUCAUGCACGCCUGCCGCCGCUUCCUGUUGCAGCUGCACAGAGCCGUGACGUCGGCCACCGCCCCGCCGCUGCCGCUGGAGAGCUACGUCCACAACAUCCUUUACGAGGUGCCGCUGCCGGCUCCGGGACGCUCGCUCAAGUUCCACGGUGUGUACGAGCCCAUCGUGUGCCAGAGGCCCGGCCUGGGGGAGCUGCAGCUGGCAGACUUCCCUCUCGCUGAGGCCUUCAGUCUGCUGGGAGUGGAGAACCUGGUCCAGGUGUUCACCUGCACCCUGCUGGAGAUGCAGAUCCUGCUGUACUCUCACGACUACCAGCGGUUGAUGACCGUGGCCGAGGGCAUCACCACCCUGCUGUUCCCCUUCCAGUGGCAGCACGUCUAUGUUCCCAUCCUGCCAGCCUCGCUCCUCUACUUCCUGGAUGCUCCUGUUCCCUACCUGAUGGGCCUCCAGUCAAAAGAGGGCGCGGACCGCUCCAAGCUGGAGCUUCCUCAGGAGGCCAACCUGUGUUUUGUGGACAUUGACAACCACUACAUCGAGCUUCCAGAGGACUUUCCCCAGUUCCCCAACAAAGCGGAGUUCAUCCAGGAGCUCAGCGAGGUGCUGCUAAGCUUCAACGUCUCCGCCAACACGGGGGCCCCGCCGCGCACCCGCACCAGUCCCGGCAGCGCUCCUUGUACCCCGGCUAGGGAGCGCAGGCCCGUGGCCCUGCGGCAGCUGGAGGACGACGGGCGCAACGGCAACCUGGCAGGGGAGGACCUGGCUUUGCUGCAGCUGCUGCAGGGGAACCCCACCCUGGAGAGGCUGCAGGCGCUCACCAAGCGCACCGGGGUGACGGUGGCCCGUGUGGACGCCUUGAGGGCCGGCGUGAGUGCCCAGGGCAGCCAAGGGCCGGGGGCCCGAACAGCAGCUGAAGAGGAGGAGCUGAGGAACGCCAAGCUGAACGUCCAGCUGAGGGAGGUGUUCGCCAGCCGCUUCACCACCAUGUUUGCCGACUACGAAGCCUUCGUCAUCCAGAGCGCCCCAGACCUGGAGUCCUGGCUCACCAACAGGGAGCAGAUGCACAACUUUGAUAAGGCCUCGUUCCUGUCCGACCAGCCGGAGCCCUACCUCCCCUUCCUCUCCCACUUCAUCGAGACGCAGAUGUUUGCCACCUUCGUGGACAACAAGAUCAUGUCCCAGUGGGAGGAGAAAGAGCCGCUGCUCCGCGUUUUCGACGGCCGCAUUGACAAGGCCCGCCUCUACAACGUCCGCGCGCCCAGCCUCCGCUCCUCCAGCUACCAGAGGUGCUCCAUCCUCAAGGAGUCUGCUCAGGCCAUCGAGCAGCGGCUGAUGAAGAUCGACCACACUGCCAUCCACCCGCACCUGCUGGACAUGAAGAUCGGUCAAGGAAAGUACGAGCAGGGAUUCUUCCCCAAGCUGCAGGCCGACGUGCUCAACACAGGGCCGACCAGUAACAAGUGGUCCCACAGAACGGCGACAGCUCAGCGAAGGAAGGACCGCCACAGACAGCAAACGGAGCAUCUGGGCCUCGACAACGACCUGAAAGAGCAGGUGGAGGGCUGUCUGGUCCUGCAGAACUCCAUGGCCUUUUGGGAGUGGGACAAAGCAUCCCCUCCACCUGUCAAACCGCCUAAAAAAUCUGCCUCUGCGUCCUGCCUGAAAUACAUGCAGGAGGCCCGCAGCCUGGGGAAAAACCUCCGGCAGCCCAAACUGUCUGAUCUGUCUCCCGCCGUCAUCGCGCAGACCAACUGGAAGUUUGUGGAGGGGCUUCUCAAGGAAUGUCGUACGAAGACCAAGCGGAUGCUGGUGGAGAAGAUGGGCCGGGAGGCGGUGGAGCUGGGCCAUGGCGAGGCCAACAUCAACGGACUGGAGGAGAAUACUCUGAUCGCCAGCCUGUGUGACCUUCUGGAGAGGAUCUGGAGCCACGGGCUGCAGGUCAAACAGGGGAAGUCGGCCCUGUGGUCCCACCUGCUUCACUACCAAACCCGAGAAGAGAAGCUGCAGCAGCAGGCAGAGUCACCGGUGUCAAAUGUUCCUGAGAGGAGGAAGUCCGACUGUUGCCUAGCAAUGCCGUCUCUACGCGUGUCCCUCACACAGGAUAUGAGGCAUAUCCAGAGCAUGUCCGAGAUUAAGACAGACGUGGGACGAGCGAGGGCCUGGAUCCGCCUGUCCCUGGAGAAGAAGCUGCUCUCUCAACACCUAAAACAGCUGCUGUCCCGACACGCCGUAACCAGGAAGUUGUACAAGCGCUACGCCUUCCUACGCAGUGACGAGGAGAAGGAGCAGUUUCUCUUCCACCUGCUGUCGCUCAACACCGUCGACUACUUCUGCUUCACCAGCGUCUUCACCACCAUCAUGAUCCCGUAUCGAGUCAUCAUCAUCCCCAUCAAGAAGCUGAGCAACGCCAUGACCACCUCCAACCCCUGGGUGUGUGUGUCAGGAGAGCUCAGAGACUCGGGCGUCAUGCAGAUCCCCAAGAACGUCCUGGAGAUGACCUUCGACUCUGCUUUCAGGCCUCAUACGCACAUCUCUGCCUUGUUCAAGUGUCAGAACCUGGGGAAGCUGACCAUGGUGCAGCUGGGGCACGACAACGCCGGCCUGCUGGCUAAAUGGCUGGUGGACUGCGUCAUGGUGCGCAACGAGAUCACAGGACACACGUACAGGUUUCCGUGUGGUCGGUGGCUCGGUAAGGGCGUGGACGAUGGCAGCCUGGAGAGGGUCCUGAUUGGCGAGCUGGCAGUGCCCAGCGGAGAGGAGGAUUCUGGGAGAGGCUGCAGUACGCCGCCGCUGCAGCGCUCGCCAUCCCAGGCCAGACGCAUCAGCAUCACGUCGCUGUCUGGACGAGGAAGCAAACCAACUUCAGCCCAAAUCCAAGAGGCCAUCGGGGAGGCUGUGAUCAACAUCAUCAAACACUUCCACAAACCCGAGAAAGAGAGAGGCAGCCUUACCGUGCUGCUGUGUGGAGAGAACAGCUUGGUAGCAGCUCUGGAACAGUUCUUCCACUUCGGCUUCAAGGCAGCGCGUCUCUUCCAGAAGACCGUGUUUGUGUGGGACUUUGUAGAGAAGGCUGUUGCCUACAUGGAGUCAGCUGACCAAAUGGGCGACCUCCAGGAGACCGUAGAGCCUCUAGGGAUGACCUGUCAGUCACUCUGUCGCUAUGUCAACGCAAUCAAUUCCACCUCAAGGAACAUCGGCAAGGACGGCAAGUUCCAGCUGCUGGUCUGCCUCGGAGCCAGAGACCGCCUGCUGCCCCAGUGGCUCCCCCUGCUGGUGGAGUGCCCGGUGAUCCCCCGGAUGUACGAGGACACGGCCCUGCUCAGAGACCGCGCCAGCGUCAACGCCCUCAUCGGAGUCCUGGAGACGCUCCAUGACUUCCCUGUGACACUGGAAGCCUCGCUGGUCAAAGGCAUCGACCUUUAGUCCUCCGGAGAAAAGUCCCCCCCUCCCCACUGCCACCCUCCUACUUUUAGCCAACUGGCUCUGGAUGAGACACAUGAGGAAGAAGGAAGUGAGACUAAAAGUCCCACAGCUUCAUAUGAGAGGCUUUGGAUGCAGUAUUAUUACCCCACCUGGUGGACUCUUUUAAUUCAAUUACACCCACUGCUUCCUGUCCAUGUUUUAUUUCAGGAACUACAGAUCCCAAUCACAUUGCAUUGUUGCAUAUCAUUUUUCAGAAUAUAACAUUUGUUCCAGUUUAUUUACCUUCAAGGGAGCCACGGGGUGCUUUUUUUUUUGUUUUGUUUUUUGUUACUCUUAGAAUUGACACAUUCCAUGAAUAGACCCAAAUAGCUACGAGUUAGUCUGUGCAUACUUUCUGAGGCCCUGGAGCUCUCAGCUCCAAGUCCUCUACUUCCCUCGGAACAAAACAUUUGCUUUAUUUUAAGCUUAAUAAUUCCAAAAAGAAAAAGCUUUUACCUUUUUACAUUUUAACAAACUUUACUGGAACAGUAGUUUGGGACAGUUUUAAACGGAGGAUAAAUACAUAUCUGGUGCUUAAUUGAGUAUUUAUGGGAAGUGCUUGUGAAUGAAUAUGUGCACAGACAGUGGAGCUCUAUGACAUGGAUCUAUUGGUUAAGGUCAUUGGCUCAUAGGCAAACAUCAAAUAUUACUGGGGGGGGUUUUUCUGUUGUUUUUUUUGCUUUUUUCUGGAAGGUCAAUUUGAUAUUGCACUGUGAUGAACCUAAACAGUAGCUGCUUAGAGGAAAGCAAAAUGAAUCCCAAAAAGUGUAAGUACUACUUGGCAGAUGGCAGACAGACGUAGGCUACGGGGCAGAACCAUUGGUGGGUUUCUUUUAGAAGUAGCAGAAGCAAACCUUUCCUGUGUGCCAGCCCGCCCGAAGGUGUGACCUGAUAAACUGUGAUGGAUUCACUUUCCUCACCUGCAUGCGGCGUCACAGCGCCGCCCUCCCUGCACACUAGUUAGCAUUAGCGUUAGUGAGCAUUCUUAUGGGUGUGAACAAAAGGAGGAGGCUGAGGGAUCACUGCACUGGAACAAGGAUGAUGACCGUGUGCGUGUACUGAAGAACAACUGUUGCUGUCCGAGUGAAUGGAGUCGUCUCUGAAAUAAAAGUGCCAGCCGUAGAGGGUCUGGAGUUAACUUUCAGUUUGCUCCACUAAUGGAUCGUGAUCAAGUGUUAAAAUGCACCGCUCGAGUCCUACUUGGUGUCCCAGUAAAGCAGAAGUUGGAGAAAGUUCCGAUUUACUGUGAUUGUUUGUCAUCAGCGCCCUUGAGUGCAGGAUGAGUCCUCAAACAAAUGAAAGCACAACAGAAUUAACAGACGCUCCAAUGUUUUUAAACAGGAGUCCGUUUUUUACCGUCUGAAUAAUAAAGAAAAAAAUAUAAAUAGAACUACUGAACCUUUCAUAGAAUUUGUUUGCAAUUAUUAAGUGAAGAAUAUUAUUUUUUUAUUUCCUUAAAGGACAUGUACAAUAGUUAUUGGAUUAUGUGAGCCAGCUGUUCAAACUUAAUUCCUCCACUGCUUAAAUGCAAAAAGACCUGUUGGACAAAAAGGGCAGAACAGGAGCCGAUGCUUUAUUAAUCGCAUUGAAAGUAUUCCAUUCAAAACACAUGAACUUCAUCCUUUCCCUUGGUAGACUCUUUAAAACAUUUUUCUUAGGGCAAUAAAACAUUUAUUGCUGCAUGACGGAUAGAUGUCUGAGAAUCUGUGUAAAUACUGUCAUUAGUACAUUUAGUACGAGCCGUGUCCCCCACUCAAUUGUAGGGGACUUAGAAGGGACGUACAGGGGAUAACAAACUUGUCUUCCUUGUACUACUUUUGCUCUCCGGUGUCAUGGUUUGUUUUGAAUGUUUCAAUUUCAUGUGUUGGUUCUUAUGUGAAUCCAUGACUGCAGCACUGACAUUUUAAGGUUGAUGAAGCCUGCAUGUCUAUUGAUCAGUAACCACUGUUCCCCCACCCUGUGUUCCUAUCAUGUUCCUUCUGCUCUGCUGCUGCUGUACCCACAAUGCCUCACUGAGAGGACUAACCAGACUCCUCUUUCUCGUCCUGGAUUUGUUUCACCAGGAACGAUUUCUGGUGGAACAGAUUGUGGUGGACAAUCUGAGAUCCGUACACACUUUGCUUAGCACCCUGAACGCGGGUUGUUGUUGACCCCGACUGGAUCAGCUCAAACAGACCGUGACAUCCUGCUCUUGGCAUGAUUCCCCACCGGACAAAUGGUCUGAGACUGACUUCUGUGUUCUGAUAUUUAUUAUGUCUACUUCAAUAAAAACACCCAGUGUGUUAA
Molecule: messenger RNA, 6910 nt
Organism: Gasterosteus aculeatus aculeatus (three-spined stickleback)
Lineage: Eukaryota; Metazoa; Chordata; Actinopteri; Perciformes; Gasterosteidae
Product: DENN domain-containing protein 5B
Molecular function (GO): small GTPase binding; guanyl-nucleotide exchange factor activity
Source: RefSeq, a predicted model, not a curated record